CUUAUCCCACGCAAAUUUCAUCACUCUGUGUGCGAGCGGAAAUCUUGAUAACACGGGCACAGUUCUCUCCCGCUGUGUGGAAACGAAAAAAAGAUGGCAUCUUUAGCACAACAAUUUGGUGGACUGAAGUGCCCACCAAUCUCAACCACAAUGAACAAGUUCUCCAGUUCCAAGAAUCAUUGCUACACACUGCUGCCCAGGAGGAGAAGCAUAAUUUCAGCAGCAUCACCUGUUCUAGCAGAUGCACAGACAAGAGAAAGAAUGAAACUGAAAGAGAUGUUUGAAGACGCAUAUGAAAGGUGCCGUACAGCCCCCAUGGAAGGUGUGGCUUUCACUAUUGACGAUUUUCAUUCGGCCAUUGAAAAGUAUGAUUUUGACUCUGAAAUUGGCACCAAGGUUAAAGGAAUGGUUUUCAACACAGAUGCAAAUGGAGCAUUAGUUGACAUAACUGCAAAAUCAUCGGCAUACUUGUCUGUUAAAGAGGCAUGCAUCCAUAAUAUCCGGCAUGUGCAAGAAGCUGGCAUUGUUCCUGGUAUGCGUGAGGAAUUUGUAAUUAUUGGGGAAAAUGAGGCUGAUGAUAGUUUAAUCUUGAGUCUACGUUCAAUUCAAUAUGAUCUUGCAUGGGAAAGGUGCAGACAACUUCAAGCUGAAGAUGUUGUUGUCAAGGGUAAGGUAGUGGGAGCAAACAAAGGUGGAAUAGUGGCAUUGGUGGAAGGCCUUCGUGGUUUUGUUCCAUUUUCACAAAUCUCAACGAAAUCAACUGCAGAGGAACUUCUGGAAAAAGAACUUCCACUUAAAUUUGUGGAGGUUGACGAGGAACAGUCCAGGCUAGUCCUCAGUAACCGCAAGGCCAUGGCUGAUAGUCAGGCACAGCUUGGAAUUGGAUCUGUAGUUAUUGGCACUGUUCAGAGCCUGAAACCAUAUGGCGCCUUUAUCGAUAUAGGUGGAAUCAAUGGCCUUCUGCAUGUCAGCCAGAUUAGCCAUGAUCGUGUUUCAGAUAUUGCUACUGUUCUUCAGCCUGGUGACACUUUGAAGGUUAUGAUACUCAGCCAUGAUCGUGAGAGGGGUCGAGUGAGCCUCUCUACAAAGAAGUUAGAGCCUACUCCUGGUGACAUGAUUCGUAACCCGAAGCUGGUCUUUGAGAAGGCAGAAGAGAUGGCUCAGACUUUCAGGCAAAGAAUUGCCCAAGCAGAAGCCAUGGCUCGUGCUGAUAUGUUGAGAUUCCAGUCUGAGAGCGGAUUGACCCUGAGUUCUGAAGGCAUCUUAGGACCUCUAACUUCAGACCUGCCUGCAGAAGGUUUAGAUUUAAGUGAACUCCCCCCAGCUGAAGAUUAAUCAAGUUGCACAUUCCCAUUUCUUGCCAUCUAGUGAAGCUUCGAUUUUAUAGAGGUUGUGAAGCUUUUCAGCAGUAUGUGGGACCUAACCUCAGUAUUGUAACUAUGGAUGGAUAUCUCUAUUCUACAUUCUUCAUUUUAUUCAUCGUUUCGUGCUCUUAUUGUCUCCAAAGGAAAAUUUAAUCA
Messenger RNA from Sesamum indicum (sesame), 1520 nucleotides. Its product is annotated as small ribosomal subunit protein bS1c. Gene Ontology annotation, molecular function: structural constituent of ribosome; mRNA binding. Gene Ontology annotation, cellular component: chloroplast stroma. Lineage: Eukaryota; Viridiplantae; Streptophyta; Magnoliopsida; Lamiales; Pedaliaceae. The record is from RefSeq and is a predicted model, not a curated record. Gene Ontology annotation, biological process: translation.